CAUAGGAUUCCUGUAAUCCCGGCUGUUGGUCCGGAAUUCUUAACCAAUUCGCAAACAGCCAACUGUGUCAAAAUCAAUUCGUUCCUCAGAAUGUCAAGACUAGAGGAACGUCUAGUACUAUCACCCGCUCGAGUACUGGAAGAUGUAGCGUGUCCAAGUGCGGAAAAUAGCAAAAGAAAAGCGGAAGAAAGCAACCAUACGUCACAUGAAAAUUUAGAGGAUUCUUGUGGAAAAUCUGAAGACUUUGUUAAGGAAGAAGAAGAAGAAAACUUUGGAGGAAGUGACGUAAAAGAAAUUCGUGAAUUUCUACAGGAUAUUAACGCUUCUUGUGAUCUCUGCUGUAACAAAGUGGGAGAAGUGAUCAGUCUCAACAAAUACGAAAAAAUUUUGGGAUUCCUUUUGGUGAAGAAGUUCGGUACCGCUUUGAUUGGCAAAGUAUCGAGAUUGCCAACAACACCCGAACAAACCUGCAGAAGUUGUUUUACAAGCUUGUACCUCUUUAAAGACCGACUGAAAAAGUUCCUGGACAAAAGAAAACAGGAUAAAAUCAAGGAGGAAAUGGAUGAGAUGAAUCAUGGAUACCAAUGUCCAUGUGUCCAGUGUCGAGAAACAUAUGGAUAUUUGUCUUUGUUAGUGAGAGGCAUUGAGCAACAGGACGAAAGCAACCAGCGCACUCCUGAUCCGAGUAGUUAUCAACUGUCAUCUUCUAUUACAUCAGGUAUGGACGAAUAUACAUUCCAGCAAGCUAUUUCUUCAGAGUCUUCUACUCAUCAGUACCAGCAACAACCACCAGUGCCAAUGCAAUACGAACAACAACCAAAGACUGAAACAUACGUACCAGAUUGUAGUUACCAGAAAUCUCAAUAUUUUAGUACGAUACCUGAACAACAUUUACCUCAAACUCAGUAUUCUAUGCUACCUAAGACUGUUCAGUACUUAAGCCCUACUACUACUCAAAGUCAGUUUCAAUGUUCAAGCCUCGAUGAAGCUAACAUGUCGUACGAUAUGAGCUACAUGUCAUCUUCAAGUACCUUUGCCACAUCGUCUCAUCAAAGUACUGAAACAGUCGCUGCAUCUGUGAUAGGUGAAGAAGAAGAGGACAACAAAGCUUUGAUACCAGAAUUUUUAGCGGAUAUAGAAGCUAUGAGUUUGGAAGCUCAAAAUCAACCGUCUACUUCUGGACUAGGUCAGAGUCAUGAUCGAGUUGAGGAGACGAGACAUUCAGGAAGAAUCAUGGUGUGUUGUCAUUGCAAAAAAAGGUUUACACACAAAGGAGAUUAUAACAAGCAUUUGAGGAAACAUACUAAGGAGAAGCCGUACAAGUGUUCGGUUUGUCAAAAGUUUUUUUCGAACACUUCGAACUUGCACAGGCAUCAAAGAACGCAUAACGGUGAUAAGCCGUUUCAGUGUGAAUUUUGUGAUAGACGGUUUAACAGACGAGAUAAAUUACUUAGUCAUAGGAAAAGUAGAUUUUGUAAGAACAGAAGACGGUCAAAUUAAACUAUUUUAUAUUU
Messenger RNA from Sitophilus oryzae (rice weevil), 1514 nucleotides. RefSeq names its product Krueppel homolog 1-like. Lineage: Eukaryota; Metazoa; Arthropoda; Insecta; Coleoptera; Curculionidae. Gene Ontology annotation, biological process: regulation of transcription by RNA polymerase II. Gene Ontology annotation, molecular function: RNA polymerase II cis-regulatory region sequence-specific DNA binding; DNA-binding transcription factor activity, RNA polymerase II-specific. The record is from RefSeq and is a predicted model, not a curated record. The transcript has 2 exons. Bases 91 to 1500 code for a protein of 469 amino acids.